Messenger RNA from Capsicum annuum, 1398 nucleotides. RefSeq lists its product as uncharacterized. The record is from RefSeq and is a predicted model, not a curated record. Gene Ontology annotation, molecular function: S-adenosylmethionine-dependent methyltransferase activity. NCBI's taxonomy places the organism in Eukaryota, Viridiplantae, Streptophyta, Magnoliopsida, Solanales, Solanaceae. The transcript has 8 exons. Bases 166 to 1194 code for a protein of 342 amino acids.
AAAAAGAAGGAAGAGAUUAUUUUUUUAAAAUGAACUAAAAUAGAAAUUCAUUCUUUUACGAAACGGAGUGAGGAAAAAGUUUCCCUUCCCUUCUUCCAUCCCUACAUACAUACAAUCAUAGAAAAUCAAAAUAGAAAGAGGAAAAGACAAGAAAGCCCUCAUCCAAUGGCCACUUGUUCAGUUUCAUUGAAUCAACAUGGUGUUCUGAUUCCAAUACAACUAAAAGAGUUUACUUUGAAUUCAAGAAUUAGUGUUCCUACACGAGUUUCCUCAAAUGGCUUCCCUUCAAGAAUCACUGCAACUUCUGCUGUUGCUGUUGAACAGGAAUUGAGAACUCCUGUUCAGGAUGCUACAGAAGAUAAAUUGUUUGCUUGCCCAAUUUGUUACGAACCACUUAUAAGAAAAGGCCCUUCCGGCUUUAACGUACCUGCUAUCUACAGAUCGGGCUUCAAAUGCAGAAAAUGUAACAAGUCAUAUUCAAGCAAAAAUUUAUACCUCGAUCUCACUGUUACUUCCGGAACAAAAGAAUACAAUGAAUCUAAGCCAACUCGGACUGAGCUAUUCAGGAGUCCGGUUGUUUCAUUCUUGUACGAGAGAGGUUGGCGCCAAGCUUUUAACCAAAGUGGAUUUCCUGGUGCUGAUGAAGAGUUUAAUAUGGCGCAAGAGUACUUUAAAGUGGCUGAAGGUGGAGUUCUUGUAGAUGUUAGCUGUGGCAGUGGAUUGUUUUCCAGGAAGUUUGCCAAAUCUGGGGUCUAUUCAAGAGUCAUUGCACUUGACUUUUCUGAAAACAUGCUUCGCCAGUGUUAUGAUUUCGUCAAGGCAGAUGAAAGUGUCUUAAGCUCCAAUCUAGCUCUUGUAAGGGCAGAUGUUUCCAGAUUACCCUUCUUUUCUGGAUCAGUUGAUGCUGUACAUGCAGGUGCUGCCUUGCAUUGCUGGCCAUCUCCGUCCAAUGCAAUUGCUGAAAUUAACCGGAUUUUGCGUAGUGGCGGUGUAUUCGUUGGUACUACAUUUCUUCGAGUUAACCCUUCAACAGCUCCUGCUAUAUUGAGGGCUUUGGGGCAGAGUGCUUUACGAACCACAUACACCUUUUUCACUCAAGAGGAAAUUGAAGACUUGGUGACAACCUGCGGUUUCGUCAACUAUACUAGUAAAGUUCAGGGCUCUUUCAUCAUGUUUUCCGCUCAAAAACGCUGACCUUUGGCUGGUUUUUACAGCACGUUGUGUUGCCAGAUUUGGUAGUUUGUAUCUCAACCCUGUAGAUAAUUGUAAAGUUGAUUCAAGCAAUUGAACAACAUUCUUUAUUGUGAAUAAUUCUGCUGUUGAAGACAAUGUAACUCCACAUCACGUUGUAAUAUCCAUCUUGGUUUAUUGGAGUCUACAGCUGCUUAUUCCAGACAA